UAUUACAUUUGAGUUUCUUAUCUUUAUUCCUUAUCAUCUGCGUUUAGAAAUAACAGAUAAGAAUAUUACAUUAGUUAUUAAACACGUUUUUUUUCGAUUCAAUGAAAUUCGAGGAAAUUUAUUUUAUUUAUUAUGUUUCCAUAUCUUUUUCAUUGUUUCAUAGUUUUUGUUUUUAUAUAAUAGUUAAUAAACUUAAGUUGUAACUUAUUUUUCUUAAUACAUUUUUUUUUUUAAAGCAAAUUUAGAAUGAAGUGCCAUGUUUGCGAAAUUAAUGAACACAAAUAUAAAUGUCCAAAAUGCAGAAACGUAAAGUAUUGUUCAGUUGCAUGUUACCAAAAUCAUUUAUCAAGUGAUUGUACAAUAAGCAACCAAGCUGCAUCAGUUGAAACAUUAAAAAAUGUACAACUGUAUCCUACUGAAGACACAAUCCCAUCUGAAAAAUUGAAUUUACUUUGUUAUGACAAUCGCCUAAAAGAAUUAGUUUCUGAUUCUUAUUUACAAAAACUAUUGGAAAAAAUAGACAACAGUACUAAUCCUAAUGAAGAGUUGGAAAAAGCUAUGGUUGAACCUAUAUUUGAAGAAUUUGCUAGAAGAUGUUUGGAAAUUGUAAGGGAUGAAAAUGUAAAUUGAAGUUUAAACUUAAAUAAUUUAUAAACUAUUGGCAAAUUAUAGCACCUUUGCAGUUAAUACCUUUAAGAACAUAUUUUGUUUACUUAAUUAAUAAUGUUUUAAAAGUUCACAAAGUGUAAAUUGACUGAAAACUACUGUUGUUAUUAUAAUAAUAUAAGAUUGAAUUUUUAAA
Molecule: messenger RNA, 802 nt
Organism: Myzus persicae (green peach aphid)
Lineage: Eukaryota; Metazoa; Arthropoda; Insecta; Hemiptera; Aphididae
Product: zinc finger HIT domain-containing protein 3
Exons: 3
Coding region: 247-630 (127 amino acids)
Molecular function (GO): protein binding
Source: RefSeq, a predicted model, not a curated record